Messenger RNA from Schizosaccharomyces cryophilus OY26, 765 nucleotides. RefSeq names its product 60S ribosomal protein L24. Gene Ontology annotation, biological process: cytoplasmic translation. The record is from RefSeq and is a predicted model, not a curated record. NCBI's taxonomy places the organism in Eukaryota, Fungi, Ascomycota, Schizosaccharomycetes, Schizosaccharomycetales, Schizosaccharomycetaceae. Gene Ontology annotation, molecular function: structural constituent of ribosome; mRNA binding. Gene Ontology annotation, cellular component: cytosolic large ribosomal subunit. The transcript has a single exon. The coding region runs from base 79 to 534 and encodes 151 amino acids.
GUUCUGCCAAGACGUAGUGUUGGUGGUAGUGAACAGUUCGGUGAACUUUUUCAAAGACCCUUCCCAAAGCAAGCCAAAAUGAAGGUGGAAAUCUGCUCAUUCUCUGGUGCUAAAGUAUAUCCUGGAGCUGGAAGACUCUUUGUCCGUGGCGAUAACAAGGUUUUCCGCUUCGUAAACAAGAAGUCUGAAAGCCUCUUCUUGCAACGCAAGAAUCCUCGUCGCUUGUCUUGGACUGUCCUCUACCGUCGUAUGCACAAGAAGGGUCUCUCUGAGGAAUCCGCCAAGAAGCGCUCUCGCCGCACUGUUAAGCAUCAGCGUGGUGUUGUCGGUGCUUCUUUGGAUGUCAUCAAGGAGAAGCGUAACCAACGCCCUGAAGUUCGCGCUGCCGCCCGUGCCUCUGCUGUGAAGCAAGCCAAGGAUAAGAAGGCUACUUCCGAAUCCGAGAAGAAGGCUGGCAAUGCUAAGUCUUCCGCCGGCGCUGCCCGUGGUCAAGCCAUCAAGAAUGCUAAGGCCGCCAAAGCCGCUGCUCAAUAAAAUGAACGCCAGCUUAAUAUAAUAAGAUGUCAUUGUGUACACUUUUAGAAUGCGGACUUUGCCGCAAAGACUUUUAUUAACUUGAAAUGCCCAUAGUAGAAAUAUGUCUAUUCUGCGUAGUUUCACAAAGAUUAUGUGGGUGUUUAGAAUUCUAAUACAACUUUCUAUUACGAAGUAUCCGUAUUUUUCAUGAACUUCACAAUAAACAUCAAUGAUUCACCUAUCACUGAA